AUGGCUACAAGCUAUGAUUCUAUCAACAGUAUUACCUAUAGUAGAUUAUGUAAUGAAAAUGUUAGGAAAAUAAAGGCAAGGAUUAUAAGGUUAUGGAAAGUUCCAUCCAAAUUUGACAAGAGUAAGACAGCUUAUCUAGAAAUGGUUCUCAUAGAUGAUAAGUGUGAUAAAAUUCAUUGUUCAGUGAAGAAUUAUUUGGCAAAGAUGUUUGAGAAUGAUAUGAUCGAGGAGAAAGUUUAUGUCUUCUCAAAUUUUCUGAUUGAGGAAUCAAGCGGAAUUUAUCUUCCGACUACACAUGUGUAUAGAAUAACCUUUAAGAAGGAGUCACGUAUAGUAAAUACGAUCAAUGAUCGUAACAUUCCUGACAAUCAUUUCAAUUUUCUCAAUCAUGCUGAUAUAUUGAGACAAACAAAUGAAAAAGCUAACUUAUUUGAUGUUAUUGGACUCUUAACCGAAAAAGGAAAAAUUAUAUCAUGGUCAAAAGCAAGAAAAAGUGGCCAUUACAUUGUGGUUGAUCUCCAUGAUUUGCAGUAUGUGAAGAUUUAA
Arachis ipaensis is the source of this 546-nucleotide messenger RNA. RefSeq lists its product as uncharacterized. Gene Ontology annotation, molecular function: DNA helicase activity. NCBI's taxonomy places the organism in Eukaryota, Viridiplantae, Streptophyta, Magnoliopsida, Fabales, Fabaceae. The record is from RefSeq and is a predicted model, not a curated record. Gene Ontology annotation, biological process: telomere maintenance; DNA repair.